Messenger RNA from Saccostrea echinata, 314 nucleotides. Its product is annotated as turripeptide Ici9.2-like. Gene Ontology annotation, biological process: multicellular organism development; cell differentiation. The transcript is spliced from 3 exons. Gene Ontology annotation, molecular function: protein binding. The record is from RefSeq and is a predicted model, not a curated record. The coding region runs from base 26 to 274 and encodes 82 amino acids. Lineage: Eukaryota; Metazoa; Mollusca; Bivalvia; Ostreida; Ostreidae.
ACUAUACACGCACUCAUCGUCAAGAAUGAAGUUUCUAAUCUUUUUCGUCACUCUAUUUGCAUUUGCAAACUGUUUUAAUGUAGAACGCGCCGUCAGUUGCCAGCUUUUCUGCCCUAUGAAUUACCUUCCAUUGUGUGGCUCGGACGGCCACACCUACAGUAACGAGUGUGAACUACAUGCAACCAACUGCCUGCACAAAACACAAGUCACUAAAGUUCACAAUGGUAUGUGUGCUAGCGAUGGUGAUCUUCAACCAAUAGCCGUGUCACGCUGAUUGAUAAUUAAAAUGACAUUCUACAGUUGAAACUUUAAAA